AUGUACAGCCGGCGGCCUUCCUUAACUUUCAUCACGAUGUCAAUUACGCAAAAACAACUUCCAUCUAUCUUCUUCUAUGAAUGGCGUGGCGGCAUUGGAGCAACGGCAACAGCCAUCAACAACAUCAAUAACAGAAUGGUCGAGUGCUCCACUACCAUCGGGACUGUCAAGCGCUGGUUCGCUCGCUUCGCAAACGGAGACACCGACUUCGAAGACAAGCCCGCGGUUGGGACGCCCACACUCUCGAAGACUCCGCCAUUCUCGGUGUUGUCAAAGAGGAUCCUGAGAUCAACACCCGCAGUCUUGCGACGAGACUCGGGUGUAGCCAUUCAACAGUCGUCAGUCCCCUCCAGGUCCUCUGCUACAGAAACGUGCUGGCUCAAUGCAUCCCUCACACCUUAA
Molecule: messenger RNA, 402 nt
Organism: Necator americanus (New World hookworm)
Lineage: Eukaryota; Metazoa; Nematoda; Chromadorea; Rhabditida; Ancylostomatidae
Exons: 1
Coding region: 1-402 (133 amino acids)
Source: RefSeq, a predicted model, not a curated record